UUCUCAAGGAGGUGGAACAGCAAAAAGAAAAAGAAGAAAAUGAUAUACAGCAUUCCUGGAAUCUCUCCUGACAUGAUGGAAAUGAUUGUUACAUUUGCCUACACCCAAACUGUUUCACUUACAGAAGAAAAUGUGACGCAGCUCCUCUCUGUGUCUGAUCAGUUUAACAUACUUGGGCUUGUCAAACUCUGCUGUGAUUUCCUUGAAUCCCACCUCAGUCUGGAAAAUUGCCUAGGGACCUGCAAGCUUGCGUAUCGGUAUUCCUGUUCUGAGACACACUUUAAAGCAUUUAGAUUCACCAUGAAUGAGUUUAAAAACCUGGUCACAGUGUCGGAAGAGUUCCUACAGCUCAGUUUUUUUGAAUUUUAUGACAUAAUUGAGCAGGAUGAGCUCAAUGUUCAAACUGAGAGUCAGGUCUUCAAUGCAAUCAUGAAGUGGAUCUUCCAUCAGCCAAAUGAGAGAAAAAAAUUUCUCCCUAAACUUCUUUCAAAGGUGCGCUUGACUCUGAAAGAGUCCAGAGCAUUUCUGGAUAAUGCAAAGAAGAGUGAUUACGUAAAAGAUACUGUGGAGUAUAAACUUUUUGUUUACAGGGCCUUGAUGCAGUUGAUAAAUGAACUCAGCAUUACUGAAGCAAGUACCCCAGAGCCUAGCUAUCCCAUAUCACAUACCCGCCUUCCAUACAGCAUCUUGCUGUCUAUUGGUGGAUGGAAUGGCAGUCAUCCAGCCAAUAUCAUCGAAGCGUAUGAUGCACGUGCCAAGAUUUGGACAGAUGUGACCUGUGAAAAGGAGAACCCUCGAGCCUACUUUGGAACUGUCUAUAUAAAAGGAUAUAUUUAUUUAAUUGGUGGAUUUGAUGGCAUUAAUUACCUCAACGUGGUGCACAGACUUGACCCUGUGACCAGAGUCUGGCAAGAAGUGGCUCCCAUGCAUUCUUGUCGCUGCUACUUUAGUGUGGUUGCACUCAAUGAUUUCAUCUAUGCCUUAGGUGGGUUUGAUGGUCAUAGUCUCCUUAACACAGCUGAAAAAUACAACACAGAGUUGAACCAGUGGUCAUCAACAUCUUCUAUGAAUGUGAGGAGAAAUGAUGCAAGUGCCACUGCAUUAAAUGGGAAGAUUUACAUUUGUGGGGGCUCCAAAGACCAGGUCUUCCUUGCCACAGCAGAGGUUUAUGACCCUCAAAAGGACCAAUGGUCAAUGAUUGCACCAAUGCCAACCAAGCGGAGCAGCCUGGGAGUAGUUGCAUACAAUAAUGAAGUUUAUGCAGUUGGUGGAUUUUACAGAAGAAAUUGUCUAAACACUGUUGAGGCAUAUAACCCUCUAACCAACACAUGGAGGCCAAUUCCUUCAAUGAUUAGUCCACGCUGCAACUUUGGCAUUGCAUUGAUGGAGGAGCUUAUUUUUGCAGUGGGUGGCUUCAACGGGUUUAGCACCACUGCCCAAGCAGAAUAUUACAACAAGGACACUAAUGAAUGGAAGGAGGUUCAAGACAUGAAUUUGGACCGUGGCGGCUUGAGCUGUUGUGUGCUGUCUGGAUUGCCCAACAUCCGAGAAUAUGCAGCACGGAGAAAACCACCACAGCUUUGCAGUCUCUCACAAAAGCACAAGACCUCAGCUUUCCGAAACGUGCCAGCAUUAUGAAAAGAUGGACAUUUGCAAAAAAAGAUGCCCAUAACUGUAGUUGGUAUAGAAACUUAAAUCUUUUUUAGUGCACCUUACAGGGAUAUUAUCAAGGAUCAGUGGACAUAUAAUUGCCAGUGUUGGGGAAAGAGAAUGUAUUUGUAAUUAUUUUAAAUGAAUUAUUUGAGAAGGCUGGAGUAAACAGAAGAUGGGUACAUACUGUACAUCACAGAGUACAUAUACACAUGUCUAGAAAAACUUGAGAGGUAGGAGAACAAAGCCUAACUGAAAGUCUAGCAAAGACGGGUUUCCUGAGUUAAUGGCUCCAUUUAGGUUUUAUUUUUUUUUUGUAACCAACAGAAUACAAACAUAAGCAAAGAAAAUUAUAACGCAUGUCUUUUCUUGUGCAUAGUAUACUUUAUAGCUCCCACCUUUAAAAAUAAAAAUAAAUUUCAGGAGAAGGUGUAUAAUGUACUAAGUGCCCAAAUGUCACAAAGUAAU
Messenger RNA from Erpetoichthys calabaricus (reedfish), 2118 nucleotides. RefSeq names its product kelch-like protein 10. The record is from RefSeq and is a predicted model, not a curated record. Gene Ontology annotation, molecular function: protein binding. The coding region runs from base 40 to 1638 and encodes 532 amino acids. Lineage: Eukaryota; Metazoa; Chordata; Cladistia; Polypteriformes; Polypteridae. The transcript has 4 exons.